GUUGUGCAGCUGGAGAACAGUCGUUAAACUCAGCCCGAACAGAGCGGAGCCAGCGAGCAUAUACCACCACGUUCCAGACCUAAAUCAAGCAAGGAACACACACUCAAAAGCAACAUGGGAGACUACACCUGGAUUAGCUCGAACGUCUACGAAGGCCUGCCACCUGGCGCCAUCCUAGCUGGCCACGAUUCCGACCAGGAUCCCAUCUAUGUGGGCCGCGCCUACCACAACGGCGAGAUGCUGCCGGCCAAGAUUGUGCCCGGCAAGCAGCAGGCCUACGUGCCCUGGGGCGGCGAGGAGAUCAACAAGCACGACUUCGAGGUGCUCGUCGGCGACCACUACUCCUGGAUCCCGGCCAGCGGCGGCUUCGUCCCGCCCCACGCCAUCCGCGUGGGCCAGACCGGCGAGGGUGAGCCCCUGUACGUGGGUCGCGGCUACUUCCAGGGCAGCCUCACGCCCGGCAAGGUGCACCCCUCGCACCAGUGCCUGUACAUCCCCUACGGCGGAAGGGAGGAACGCCUGGAGGCCUACGAAGUCCUUGUCCAGCCGGAGGUUUGGGUGGCCUCCUCCGGACGCGGCAUUGUGCCCGGCACAGUCAUUGGCGGUCACGACUCUGACGGUGAUCAGAUCUACGUGGGUCGCGCCUACCACGAAGGCGACUUGCUGCCAGCCAAGGUGAUUCCCAACAAGGGCUGUGCCUAUGUGCCCUACGGAGGCGGUGAGGUGGUCAAGCACGACUACGAGCUGCUGGCCGGCUACGGAUACGGCUGGGUGCACGACAGCCACGGCAAUGUGCCCGGCAACGCCGUGCUCUGCGGCCGCACUUCCGACGGAGAGCCCCUGUUCAUCGGCCGCGCCCACCACCACGGCAGCCUGACCCCCGGAAAGAUCCACCAGUCGCACCACUGCCUCUACAUCCCCUUCGGCGGCGAGGAGGUCCGUCUAGACCACUACGAGGUCCUGGUCAAGGGCUAAGCUGCCCCCGCGCCCGCUUCGUCUGCCCACUAAUUUAUAGCUCAUCUUGUUUCAUUAAAUAUUUCUUCCACUGAA
This is a messenger RNA of Drosophila biarmipes, 1050 nucleotides long. RefSeq lists its product as uncharacterized. The transcript is spliced from 4 exons. The record is from RefSeq and is a predicted model, not a curated record. NCBI's taxonomy places the organism in Eukaryota, Metazoa, Arthropoda, Insecta, Diptera, Drosophilidae. Bases 115 to 975 code for a protein of 286 amino acids.